Molecule: messenger RNA, 1177 nt
Organism: Cylicocyclus nassatus
Lineage: Eukaryota; Metazoa; Nematoda; Chromadorea; Rhabditida; Strongylidae
Source: the annotation of a GenBank genome assembly
AGUCGAUGAAUCUUAAGGGCGCUAGAUGUUGAGGCCACUACUGAAAGUAAUUCGGCCUCUAAUUGGUUGGAUAUUUGGCAUAUCCAUACUAUGGUCGUCUAUAUUCGGAGCAUAUAUUGUUUCUAUGUUCAUAUUCCUUAUCUUGCUAGGCAAGCAUAAAACAUGGCGCUCAUUCAUGGAUCGUUCAGUCAGUUUCUGGAUGCUGGUUCCUAUUGGCUUCCUGGAGCUAAUCUUCGGAAUGCGGGUACGAGUUUCUGGUGAUGAAAUUGAGUAUGAUGAGCCGGCAUUGAUCAUUAUGAACCAUAGGACAAGGUUGGAUUGGAUGUAUAUGUGGUCAGCCUUGUAUCAGAUGAACCCGUGGCUUAUAACUUCGAAUAAAAUCUCGCUGAAAGCACAGUUGCAAAGUCUUCCAGGAGCUGGAUUCGGCAUGUCAGCGGCACAUUAUCUUUUCCUGCAACGAAACAUGGAGAAGGAUUCGGUGACAUUCGAUACAGCUAUAGAAUAUUACAAAGGAAUGGGUAAUAAUUACCAGAUUCUUUUCUUCCCUGAAGGAACGGACAAAUCACCGUGGACAACAACGAAGAGUCAAGAGUAUGCGAAAAAGAACGGCCUAAAACAAUUGAAACAUCUUUUGUAUCCCCGUGUGGCCGGCUUCCAUCAUCUUUUGUCGAAAAUGAGAAAAGAAAAAUUUGUGACGUACAUCUACGAUGUCUCCAUUGCUUACCCCUACAAUAUCGUGCAGUCUGAGGUCGAUUUAAUACUCAAAGGCGACUGCCCAAAAGAAGUCCAUUUCCAUGUUAAGAAGAUUGCAGUAAACGAUGUUCCACAUAGCGAGGCGGACUGCGGUCGCUGGCUUAAUGAUCUUUGGUUGGAAAAGGAAGCUCGUUUGGAGGAAUACUACUCGGAACCAAAGCCAUAUAAUCGUCGAUUUGUCAUGGAAAACGGACAACGAAUAUGGAAGAAUACUAACGAAUCAACGCUGCUAGGUAUAGGAAAGAAAUUCUGUUUUUGUUUCUGGAUGUUUGUCGUCACAAUUGUUGCCUACCAUUUAGUGUUCCUUCGGCCAUUGCAGCUCGUCGCUUUGUACUUCGUAAUAUGCUUCUUCGCUAUAAAGUUCACUUACGGGACUCUGGACCAACUCGUUUUACAACGAUGGAGACAGUCUUUGAAGUCAUGA